Molecule: messenger RNA, 1340 nt
Organism: Dreissena polymorpha
Lineage: Eukaryota; Metazoa; Mollusca; Bivalvia; Myida; Dreissenidae
Product: TLC domain-containing protein 4-B-like
Exons: 6
Coding region: 1-813 (270 amino acids)
Biological process (GO): lipid homeostasis
Cellular component (GO): membrane; endoplasmic reticulum
Source: RefSeq, a predicted model, not a curated record
AUGGAGAGCCUAGUUGUCGAUUGGACCUGGGAUACAGGCAACUAUCCUGUGGCCGUCGCCAGUUUUGUCUUUUCGCUACUCCUCCACUCGUACAUAAGCCCGUUUCUGACCAGCAUAUUGGUCCAGACUGUAUCCAGUCUGCCCCAUGGCAAGCAGCUCUACUGGCAUUCCAGUGUUGUGUCAAGUGUUCAUGCCAUAGUCGUGAGCUCAUUCUGUGUAUAUUCAUUUAUGACUGAACCACAGCUUAAAGAAGAUCUAAUAUGGGGUGACAGUAAAACUGUAAAGAUCUCUUGUGCAAUAGUUAUAGGUUACAUGACUGCGGAUACAAUAAUCAUGCUGCGAAUGCUGCGAUAUAGACAGGAUGUUUGUAACAAAUACAAAUUCUUUCUCUGCCAUCACGCAGUAUCUGUGUUUGCCUACUUUUAUGUCAUGACAUUUGGAGUGUACGUCUACUUUGCUAAUUUCCGACUGAUGGCUGAGUUUUCCACAGUGUUUGUGAAUAACAGAUGGAUGAUGGCAGCGAUCGGAGGGAAAUCUAGCCAGCUGUAUUUUUACAAUGGCAUGGUACUGACCGCAGUGUUCUUUGCGUGCCGCAUCCUAUGUAUGCCCCAGUGUUGGUACAUGAUAUAUUCCAUAUACAAUACUGAGCCAUUCAUGAAGUCAGAGACUGCACGCUAUGUUCUGAUUUCCUCAUGCUUUGCUCUGGACAUUUUGAAUGUUUACUGGUUCUACAAGCUCUUGAAAGGUGUCUUGAGGACUCUAGAACAGCGUAAAUUAGAUAACAAUAAGAACAAGGAGCGGAAAUCAGAAUAAUUUGUGAUAUUUGUUGAGACAUUGUGAAGGGAAAUGUUUUGUUAAUCAUCAGUGAAGUACAGGCAUCAUUGAAGAGUAAGGCUGCGUAUUUUGCUUGUAUAUCUUACAAGAUCCUUUUGAAACAAACAAAAAUAAGGUGAUUGAAGCAGAACAAUUUGUGAUAUUUUAAGAAACAGUUUUUUAUGCAUUUGUCAAAUAUUCAAAGCACUUGUUUGUUUUUAUGCCCCCGAAAGAGGGCAUAUAGUGAUCGGACGGUCCGUCCAUCUGUCUGUCUGUCUUUCCAUCACACUUUGCGUUGAGGUUUUGCGUUUAGGUUUUGGAAAAUGCUCAUAACUUCUAUGUUGCUUCAGAUAGCAACUUGAUAUAUGGCAUGCAUGUGUAUCUCAUGGAGCUGCACAUUUUGAUCGGUGAAAGGUCAAGGUCAUCCUUCAAGGUCAAAGGUCAAAUAUAUGGCUUCAAAGCGGCGCAGAAGAGGGCAUUGUGUUUCUGACAAACACAUCUCUUGUUAUUCUUAAACCUGGUAAGUA